AUGGCUGGCCGAGGUCGUGGAAGAGGCAGGGGUCUGUCUAUAAAUAUAGAAGCCCUGGGUCUUGGCAGGGAAGAAAUUCUGCCAGCAGUUGCUCAGCCGCCUCCAUUAUAUCCUCCUUUACAGUUCAAACCAGUUCCAUUGCCACAGAGCAGCGACCUUGAUUAUAUGUUAGCACUGAAGCAGGAGCUUCGUGAAUCAUUCCACAAGUCACCAUUCUACAUCAAAGCACCAAAGAAGGUUAAAGACAUUGAGCGAUACUCGGACAAAUACCAGCCUGGUUUGAAUGAUAGUGGGUCAGCGUUUGUGCCAGACUGGACUAGAUUACCCCAUGAGCUGAGAGAGGUUCCAAGGAAACGAGUGAAAGUUAACAGAGCAGCAGCAGCUACUACUAAAGUAGCCAGACCAGCUGACAAUGAGGAUGUUUCCAAACUGUUGGAAAAACUGGAACAGACUGAUACAACAUUAGAAAAUACUGAGAAUGCAGAGGCAAAAGAAGAAGGAGACGAUGAAGAAAAGAAAGGUGAAGAUGGGGAAGGUGACGAGGAAGAAGAAUAUGACGAAGAGGAUGCAGAAGAGGAAACAGAUUACAACCAAGCCUAUUUCGACAAUGGAGAAGAAUAUGGGGAUGAUGAUGAAGAUGAUGAUGAGGGUCCUACCUACUGA
Candidula unifasciata is the source of this 663-nucleotide messenger RNA. NCBI's taxonomy places the organism in Eukaryota, Metazoa, Mollusca, Gastropoda, Stylommatophora, Geomitridae. The record is from the annotation of a GenBank genome assembly.